Molecule: messenger RNA, 1635 nt
Organism: Manihot esculenta (cassava)
Lineage: Eukaryota; Viridiplantae; Streptophyta; Magnoliopsida; Malpighiales; Euphorbiaceae
Product: syntaxin-22
Exons: 6
Coding region: 352-1305 (317 amino acids)
Biological process (GO): vesicle fusion; vesicle-mediated transport; intracellular protein transport
Cellular component (GO): endomembrane system; SNARE complex; membrane
Molecular function (GO): SNAP receptor activity; SNARE binding
Source: RefSeq, a predicted model, not a curated record
AGCACCGGCCAGAAACAGGAUGGAGGAAGCACCGCAUCGCAUUCCCAUCCUACCUUAGUCCGGCUGCUUACUUAAUCCAAUAGUCAACUGCCACGUUUCCAUCUUCCAGGUGUCCACGUCGACGUGCCUCAACAGUAUGUUAUGAGUUCAGACACCCCAAAACCCCAAAAAACAAAGCAAGCGUCAACCGUCAUCUCUCUCUCUCUUUCUCUCUCUAAAUUCCAACUUCUUUUUCUGAUCCUUAUACCCAAACGCCCGCUUUCCAUUCCUUUCUCGUCAGAUUUUCUCGAGAAAGUGUUUGGGAGGGGGGAUUCAUCCAUCUUUGAUAUUUUGAUAUAGUUUUCGAUUAUUAUGAGCUUUCAAGAUCUCGAGGCUGGACGGCCCUUGGCGGCCUCUAGGAGAGACCUCAUCAAUGGCAAGAAAGACUCUACGCAAGCGGUUGUCUCUGGAAUCUUCCAGAUAACCACCGCCGUUUCGACUUUUCAACGCCUUGUUAAUACUCUUGGCACUCCUAAGGAUACCCCUGAGCUCCGUGAGAAGCUGCACAAAACAAGGCUACAUAUUGGGCAGUUGGUUAAGGAUACUUCAGCAAAACUUAAACAAGCAAGUGAAACAGAUCAUCAUGCUGGUGUUAGUCAAAGCAAAAAGAUUGCUGAUGCUAAACUUGCAAAAGAUUUUCAAGCAGUUCUGAGAGAAUUUCAAAAGGCUCAACGGCUUGCGGCUGAGAGAGAAACAGCAUACACCCCUUUUGUUCCCCAGGCAGUUCUUCCAUCAAGCUAUACGGCUAGUGAAAUGGACAUGAAGUCUGAUACGAGUCCAGAGCAGCGUGCUCUUCUUGUGGAAUCAAGAAGACAGGAGGUCCUGUUGUUGGACAAUGAGAUUGCCUUCAAUGAGGCUAUCAUUGAGGAAAGAGAGCAGGGAAUACAAGAAAUUCAGCAGCAAAUUGGUGAGGUGAAUGAGAUUUUUAAAGAUCUUGCUGUUCUUGUUCAUGAGCAAGGAGCUAUGAUUGGUAAUUCCUUUUUCUCUUUUCAUGUGGAACUAGAUAUAUAUAUAUAUUGGGUCAUUCACCAUAGUGGACUACACCCCUUCCCUCUCACUUUAUGCACUACAUUCCCCUUGCCUGCCCUGUGUAUUGCAGAUGAUAUUGGAUCUCAUAUAGAAAAUGCUCAAGCUGCCACUGCACAGGGAAAAACACAACUUGUGAAAGCAGCAAAAACCCAAAGAUCAAAUUCUUCUCUGGCAUGCUUGUUGUUGGUGAUAUUUGGGAUUGUGCUGUUGAUUGUGAUCGUAGUACUUGCUGCUUGAUUCAGAGUUAAUCUUGAGUUCAAUCGCUGACCAUUUCAAGAGGUGUUGGAAACAAGAUAAGAGAUCUCCUUGCUAAUUUGUUUGUUUUUUUUUUUUUUUUUAAACGAGAAAAUCGUGACUGUCUCACUGCUGGUGUUAAAGGUGGUAAUAUAUUGGUUGGCAUUUGCAUAGGGUUGAUAUUUAUGGGUGGUUUAAUUUAUCUUGGUUCUGUUCUUUUCUGUGUUAUUCAGUUGUGUUGGGAUUCUAGGGCGCGUGUGAUAGGGUUGUCUUUGUUCUUUUCAACUUUGAAACUAAUAAAUAAAAUAUUAAUUCUUUUGCUUGUCUCUGUAA